Molecule: messenger RNA, 1825 nt
Organism: Varanus komodoensis (Komodo dragon)
Lineage: Eukaryota; Metazoa; Chordata; Lepidosauria; Squamata; Varanidae
Product: steroid 21-hydroxylase-like
Exons: 10
Coding region: 1-1488 (495 amino acids)
Biological process (GO): progesterone metabolic process; hormone biosynthetic process
Molecular function (GO): iron ion binding; steroid 17-alpha-monooxygenase activity; heme binding
Source: RefSeq, a predicted model, not a curated record
AUGCUCACAGCUGCUCUUCUCGUCCUCGUCCUCCUGGCCGUGGGCCUGUGGAAAGGGUGGCAUGCCAGGCCGCGCGUGGACAAGGCGCUGCCCGGCCCGCGGGCCUUCCCCCUCAUUGGGGACAUCCCCCACCUCUUCCACGCCGACCUUCCCCUCCACUUCCUCAAAUUAGCCCAACGCUAUGGACCCAUCUAUCGCCUCCGCUUCGGGAGAAAAGAUGUGGUGGUACUGAACAGCUCGGAUCUCAUUCGGGAGGCGCUGAUACGGAAAUGGUCUGACUUUGCGGGACGCCCUCACAGCUUUGUUGCUGACCUUAUUUCUCUGGGAGGCAAGGAUCUGUCCCUGGGUAAUUACAGCCCCACUUGGCGACUGCAGAGAAAAAUGGCCCACACCGCCCUCCAGCGCAGCCUGCGGGGAGACCUUGAGCCGACAGUGCAGGACAAGGCUCAAUGCCUCUGCAAGGUUUUGCACGGUCACGGCGGGAAACCUGUGGAUGUGGCUCAUAUUUUUUCCCUGCAUACCUCCUGGGUGAUCAGUACCCUAGUGUUUGGGCCUCUGGAUCUGUCCGUGGUUGAAAAAAUGCACGACUGUAUGAUCGACCUUGUGGAAUCGUGGAAUGCAUUUUCUGUGCAGAUUCUGGAUGUUUUGCCCUUCCUCAAGGUCUUCCCGAACCCCAGCUUGCAGCGCCUGCUUUGCCUCAUCAAGAGACGGGACACCCUUAUACAAAGCCAGAUGAAGAAAUGCCAGGAGACCCAGCAGCCCGCGGAGGCCAGGACCUUGGCGGACCGCAUGCUGCACUUCGCCCGCGAGCACGAGGCCGGCAAGCCGGGGGACGCGGCCCUGACGCAGGAGCACGUCCACAUGGCCAUCGUCGACCUGCUCAUCGGAGGCACCGAGACCACCGCGGCCUUGCUCACCUGGGUGGUGGCCUUCUUGCUGCACCACCCCCGGGUUGAGGAGCAAAUCCACCAAGAGCUCAUGGCUGUGGUUGGACUCAGCCGGGACCCCACUUACAGUGACCGGGAGCAGCUGCCCUACCUGAGCGCCACCAUCCUGGAGACCCUGCGCCUCCGCCCCUCGGCACCCCUUGCUCUGCCCCACACGGCCACCCGCGAUACCAGCCUGUCCGGCUUUUCGAUCCCCAGGGGCACCACAGUCAUCCCUAACCUCUAUGGAGCCCAUCACGACCAGAGCAAGUGGCAGCAGCCUCUGGAAUUCAGACCAGAGAGAUUCCUGGAGGGCAGCGCUUCAGCCAAGGCCCAGCGGCAUCUGGUGCCGUUCAGCUGUGGGGUCCGGAUCUGCCUGGGAGAAGCUGUGGCCCGCAUGGAGUCCUUUCUCUUCCUUGCCCACAUCCUGCGGGAUUUCCAGAUCUUGCCCUCGACGCCGGGCUGCCUCCCUGAUCUGCAGGAGCACUUUGGCUUCCUUGUGCAGUGCAAACCAUUCACGGUGCGGCUGGUGCCCCGGCUGGUGGCUAACCCUGCAGAAUGAGGCCUGCGCCUGUCAGGAGGCGGGACCCCCUCCCCACCUGGCCAGGCCUGGUUCUCCCUUCUUCUCCCUCUCCCAAUGCUGUCCUCAAACGAGGUCCUCGGUUCAGUUUAGCCUAAAUCACACGGCACCAAAGUUCAGCUAGCAUCCGUGUACCCCACGGAUUAGAUCAUGCAUCUUCAAACCUGCCUGUCCCUUGACAUUCCCAGGCUCGUUUUCUAGACUCUCUGAAUUCAUAAGAAGAUCAGCACGAUCAGGUGUUCUUACCCCACUUGGGAAUCACUUGGGAGAGCCAGUGUGGUGUGUGGUUAAGAGCAUGGGACUGGGACUCAGGCGAUCU